This is a messenger RNA of Puntigrus tetrazona (Sumatra barb), 1174 nucleotides long. RefSeq names its product phosducin-like 3 (gene pdcl3). Gene Ontology annotation, cellular component: cytoplasm. The coding region runs from base 152 to 868 and encodes 238 amino acids. Gene Ontology annotation, biological process: angiogenesis; protein folding; positive regulation of gene expression. NCBI's taxonomy places the organism in Eukaryota, Metazoa, Chordata, Actinopteri, Cypriniformes, Cyprinidae. The transcript has 6 exons. The record is from RefSeq and is a predicted model, not a curated record.
UUAUUGGUGCAUAAGCAUAAGGAAACGCGUGUUUUUUAAUUUUUUCGUUGACGUGUUCGGCCGGAAGAGUUUGAGCGACGCUCCUUCUGUUUCCGGUGCGGUGAGAGCAGAGGUGUGAUUCACACACAGCAGAGCAAACAACAGAUCAAACAUGCAGGACCCGAACGCAGACACCGAGUGGAACGACAUCCUCAGGAAGAAGGGCAUCCUUCCUCCCAAAGAGGCGGCGGCGGAGGAGGAAGAGGAGGAGCAGCUUCAUCAGACGCAGUCCGUGGUGAAGACGUACGAGAGCAUGACCCUGGAGGAGCUGGACGAGAACGAGGACGAGUUCAGUGAGGAAGACGAGCAGGCCAUCGAGAUGUACAGACAGAAGAGGCUGGCCGAGUGGAGCGCCCGUCAGAUGAAGAGUGUGUUUGGGGAGCUGACUGAGAUCUCGGGGCAGGAUUAUGUGCAGGAGGUCAAUAAAGCUGGAGCUGGUAUCUGGGUGGUGCUGCAUCUCUACAAGCAGGGGAUCCCGCUGUGCUCGCUGAUAAACCAGCAUCUGUCUCAGCUGGCCCGUAAGUUUCCUCAGACCAAGUUCCUGAAGUCCAUCUCCAGCACCUGUAUCCCGAACUAUCCCGACCGGAACCUGCCCACGCUCUUCGUCUAUCACGAGGGAGAGAUGAAGGCCCAGUUCAUCGGACCGCUGGUGUUCGGAGGAAUGAACCUGUCCUGUGACGAGCUGGAGUGGCGUUUGUCUGAGUCUGGGGCGAUCAAGACAGAUCUGGAGGAGAACCCUCGGAAACAGAUCCAGGAUCAGCUCCUGACGUCCAUCCGCUGCUCGGCGCCGCGCCGGAGAGAUGAUGAAGAUGAUGAAGACGAGGACUGACCCACUACAGUCACACAUGAACUCUUGAGCAGAGACACGGCCAGCGUUCGUUUUAUAGAAGAUUUCUAACAGCCUUCGACACUUUCAGCGUCCACCGUUAAUCACAUCCAGAAUAAAUGUGUGCAGGUAUAUAUUUAAUAGAAAUGUUAUGUGUGUUGUGUGUAAACAGCAAUCAUUUCUAAAUAUAUACUGUGUGUGUGUGUUUAUAUUCACGUCAUAAAUAUACACACAACACAAUGAAAUAAAAACGUUUAUUUUGUAUGCAAGUCAUAAUUUGGCAGCGCAAAUAAAAACCAUUGAUUUUGA